CUGAAGCAUUUUCCUUCCCUCUUGGCAGACCCUGCCUGUAAGAACCGGCCUCUCGACCUCCUCUUCAUCGUAGACAGCUCCCGCAGCGUGCGCCCCGAGGAGUUUGAGAAAGUGAAACUCUUCCUGUCAGAAAUGAUCGAUACCCUGGAUGUCGGUGAAAGAACGACACGCGUGGCUGUCGUGAACUACGCCAGCACCGUCAGGGUGGAGUUUCCCCUCCGGACCCACUUCGACAGAGUCUCUCUGAAGGAGGCUGUGUCCCACAUUGCGCCCUUGUCUGCUGGCACCAUGACCGGCCUUGCCAUCCGAACUGCCAUGGAAGAAGUCUUCACCGAGGAAAUGGGCGCCCGGCCAGCAACCUUCAGCAUCCCCAGGGUGGUCAUUGUGGUGACGGACGGGCGGCCGCAGGACCAGGUCCAAGGUGUGGCGGCGAGCGCGCGGACGGCCGGCAUCGAGAUCUACGCGGUCGGCGUGGGCCGGGCGGACGUGCAGUCCCUGAGGAUGAUGGCCAGCGAGCCCCUGGAUGAACACGUCUUCUAUGUGGAGACCUACGGCGUGAUCGAAAAGCUGACAUCCAGAUUCAGGGAGACUUUCUGUGCUGUGGACCCAUGUGCACCUGGGAGGCACGAGUGUGACCAGAUCUGUGUGAGUAACAACAGAUCCUAUGUCUGUGACUGCUAUGAAGGCUACACCUUGAAUCCAGACAAGACGACUUGCUCAGCCAUGGACAUGUGUGCACCUGGGAGGCAUGACUGUGCCCAAGUCUGUCUGAGUAAUGAUGGAUCCUACAGCUGUGGCUGCUAUGAGGGAUACACUCUGAAUCCAGACAAGAAGACCUGCUCAGGAGCCAUAACAAGCAGUCUUGUAACUGCUGAAGAGUCCUGUAAGUGUGAAGCCAUAGCUGCCCUCCAGGACUCAGUGACCUCACGCCUUGAAGCUCUGUCCACAAAAUUAGACGAAGUGUCUGAGAAGCUGCAGGCAUAUCAAGACAGACAGCAGAUUGUCUGAGCAAUCAUUUUGCUUUAUUUUAAAAUAAUCUUUCAGAAUCAAGCCUUUUUAUUGUUUUCAGGAAUCUUUAUUUCAUUGCACAGCUUACAAAACAGCAGUGGUUAAUUAUUAUCACUGACAAACAUGGAGAAGACUUCAGGAAGACAAAAGUCUUGAAAAUACAGUGACACUAAGGAUCUUCAUGUACAGUCACUUUAUAGCCAUGAAGCUACUGAUUCAUAGCUGCUGUGCUUCAGUUUCUACUGCAGAUACUGCUUUUCUGUAGUAACUGCAUUUUUUAUUCUCUUACUUCAAAGUAAAUACAGGAAAAAAAAGAAUGGAUACAGUAUAUCACAUUAUAUAAAACUUUGAAAUGGCAAGGCAGAAUGAAAAAAUGUGCCUGUAUCUUCUGUCAAUAAAUGGGAGAGUUGGGAUCUUGUAACUUAUUUUAAUAAAAUAUAACACGAUAUGCACAUUGAUGUUGGAAGUUAUUUUGUAUUCAACCUAAAGGAUAUG
Zonotrichia albicollis (white-throated sparrow) is the source of this 1503-nucleotide messenger RNA. The record is from RefSeq and is a predicted model, not a curated record. Lineage: Eukaryota; Metazoa; Chordata; Aves; Passeriformes; Passerellidae.